AUGCCUUACCACGCUUCCGUUAUGUACCCCAACGAGGAUGACACCGCCUUCGAUGAGACCUACUACAUGCAGACCCACAUGCCUCUGGUCGAAAAGACCUGGUCCAAGCACGGCCUGAUCAGCUGGAAGGUUGUCAAGUACUCCAGCUCUCUCGACGGCUCCAAGUCUCAGUUCUUGAUUGCUGCUCUUCUUGAGUUUGAGAGCGAAGAGGCUGCCACCAACGCCCUCAAGGACCCCGAAUCUGCCACCAUCUUUGGCGAUAUCCCCAACUUCACCAACAAGAAGCCCAUUACCAUUGCUGGCAGCCAGCUUUAA
Molecule: messenger RNA, 315 nt
Organism: Penicillium verhagenii
Lineage: Eukaryota; Fungi; Ascomycota; Eurotiomycetes; Eurotiales; Aspergillaceae
Exons: 1
Coding region: 1-315 (104 amino acids)
Molecular function (GO): oxidoreductase activity
Source: RefSeq, a predicted model, not a curated record